GAGGAGUAAGUGAUUGGACGUUUCUAGACUGAGAUUGAUCGGCUUUGGUUGUUUCUUUCUUCAGGUGUUGUUUUUUUGAUGGUGCAUUUCAUUAAUGGGAUUGGUUGAUUGCAUGUGAAAACUUGGUACAGCUCGUUAGUUUUCUUGGAGAAAUCCGGUUCCUUUUUUGGGUUUUGGUGCUUUUUUUUCGAUCAAUUUAGAGAAGCGAAAUCACUUUUUCAUCUAUCGAAUUCAAGGUUUCAACAGGAUUGGAAUAUAUCUUCUUUCUUGAUUUGUUUGGAGGUUUACUCGUAGGAUUUGUAUUGAUUUCCAGCAACAAAGCGCUGGCCUUUCUUUAUGUGGGUGUAUGCAUGCGCGUGUUUUUUGAAUGAUAUAUUUGGUUUUUGAAUCGUGUUGGUGCCAUUGAAAGCCGGAAAUCGGUGGUUUUGCAGGAUUUUAGUUAGUUUUUGCCUAGGGCUUUGCUGUAAUGGCUCCCCUACCCAUGGAGAAUUCGGCUUUGAAUGGCUCGUUCCUGGUCCUAAACUUGGGAAACAACACUGUUGGAUUGGGCAACUCUUCUGCAUUUCCGGUGGCUUCGAAUGCUUUCAAUCAGAACACAGUAGAGAGGACUCCCAAUCUUAAUGCUAUCUGCAAAAUGGACACUUUGUCUAAUUCAACAGAGGAAGCAUCAUCCGCAUCAGAAAGUCAUAAAGGUAAAAGAGCCUCCAGGGAAAUGGAGGAUCCGGAUUGGGUGCCAGAGAAGAAGGCCAGGAAGAGCAGUGGUUCAGCUAGCAGAAUGGCCAGACCAAAACAAGGGACAUCAGUCUGUAAGAAUACUUCUGAGAUACCACCAAUAGAAGACAAUAGUAUGUUUGGUUCCAAAUCAGGACCGCCGCCCCCAUACCUAGUGAACCUUCUGCAAUUCUUUGGGUGGAGGGUGAUAUUUCGACCUGGCUUUGGUGACUACAUUUACAUCUCUCCUAAUGGUAUUGCUUAUUAUUCCCUUCCCAAAGCAUUUGAGACCUUUCUACAUGGUACUUCAAAGUACAAGGAGAAGGCAUGGAGUGCAUCCCAAUUCCGGGAAAACAGGGGGCUUGAUGGGAUUUUUGUUGGAGGGCUCUCUGCAAGCAAUGUAGGCCUGCAAAGUGGAGCAGCGGCUGCUGGCAACUUCAUUGCAGGGCUCCCUGCUAGCAGUGCACCCCUGCAGAGUGGGGUUGCAUAUGAGGGCAGCAGUAAGAAGGGGAAAGGCAUCAAGACAAAGAAUUCUGCAAUCAGAGAGAAUGUGGAGCGUGGAAUGACAAGCCAUGCAGGCCUGCAAAGUGGAGCAACAGCUGAUGGCAAUUCCGUAGCAGGGCUCCCUGCCAGCAACAUACCCCUGCAGAGUGGUGUUGCAGCUGAGGGCAGUGGUAAGAAGGGGGCAAUCUUUAAGACAAAGAAUUCUACAAUCAGAGGGAAAGCGGAGCCUGAAAUGACAGUUGAAAAGCCUCCUCAGCUAAAACAGAGCUCUGUCUAUAAAAUCAGCAAGGAUUCAUCAAACAUACCGGGCACAGUGGUAUCUGAAGGAGUGAACCAGGUAGUUUCAUCAAGCAUGGUAGAUGAGAAAACAAAGUCACAUGUUGAAGAUAGAUGCUUGGAGAGUGAAUCCAAGCAGAUGGCCGGUAGGUGCAGUUUGACUACAGAAAAUGACAGGCCCUGUACAAAUGGCACAUGCCAAGAUGGAGAAUUGCUUGAAGUAAGGAAGUCUAUGCAAAUUAGUGGGAGACAUGUUCCUGUAGGAAGUAAAGUGGAUAAUGCAGAAACUAAUGGCAACUGCUCAUAUUUGUCUACUUGCAGAGUCAGCGGAAAUGCGGUAAAGGGAAAGGGGGAGCAGAAAUUCGCAACUUCACAAGCAAAAAUUGUGCUUGAUAACAUGCCUAAAGUACGCAUGAUAAAUCAAUCAUCGAACAACGAAGUUAUAAAGUCAAAAUGCAGUAGUAUGAGUGUUACAAGAAAUACACAAAGCAGCAAAACCAGUGUGGAGAAAGAUAACCAAGUGGUUGGAGUUAGGAGGUCCAAGCGUGUGAAUAAGAAAAAUGUUCCAGUGGAUACAGAAGUGCAUGCAGAAUUGAUGGUAGAAAACAGCUUGGCUUCCUCUAAAUCUGUUGUUGACACAGCUGCUAGAAGGAACAAGGGGAAGUCAUUAGCUUCAGAGAGCGUGCUAGAUGACAAGAUGUGUUUUAGUAUGACAGGCACAAGCUCUGGUUCUGAAGCUCAAAAACUGGACUGCAGCAAUGCAAUCCUUUCAUGUCAAACUGAUGUCAGUGAUAUGCAUCAAUCUGGUGAUGUACUUGGAGUCAGGAGAUCUGUGCGUAUAAAUGGGAAACAUGUUCGUGUAGAUGAUGAAUUGGAUGUAGAAACGGGGGUUGAUGACACCUUUUUAGAUUUGUCCACGUUUGCAGCCAACACAGUGCUGAAGGAUGAGGAAGAGCUAAUAACUAAAUUUUCUGAACUAAAUGACAAAGAAGGAAGAAGUCCUGAAUCAGAUAACAUGCAAUUGAAGCAAACCAAUAGUAAGAAAUCGGACAGCCAAAUAUUCAGAACACAUGAACAGGUGGAGAGUCAUGAUUCUAGGAAUAGUGACAAGGCAAAGAAUCCAGGAUCAGAAAAAUCCUCUGCUUCUCAAAAGGAGAUUGAGGUGGCUAAAAGGAAGCCAGCUGGUGGUGGAAAUUUAAAUACAAAACAAAAGAAAAAGCAGAAUCAUGGAUGCAGUCUAAUUGUUAGGAGGAAUGGAAAAGAUAAUCACCACGGAGAGAUCUUGCCACAAAGAAAACUUACUAUACUAUCUUGGCUAAUUGAUUUUGGCAUUCUAACAGAAAAUGAAAAGCUUGUUUACAUAUCAAAGAACAGCAUGGGUAACAUUCUUAAUGGUUUGGUAACUAGAGGAGGAAUUUGGUGCGACGAUUGUAAGGAGGUUGAGCCAUUGUCAAAAUUCAAAGCUCAUGCUGGCAGUGAUCUUUACCUGCCUUGGGAUAACAUUUUCCUAAUGUCAGGAAAAACAUUAACACAAUGCCUCCUGGAAUCUUGGGAGAAGGAAAAGAAACGUCAUAAAGUUGGUUUUCAGACAGUAGGAACUGAUGGUCCAGAUCCCAGUGAUGACACUUGUGGGGUUUGUGCAGAUGGGGGACACUUGAUAUGCUGCGAUAAUUGCCCUUCGACUUUCCAUCAGGACUGUGUGAUGCUUAAGACUCUUCCAGAGGGCACUUGGUACUGUCCAUAUUGUCGAUGUGCCUUUUGCAUGGUCGCUGAGCAUGGAUCAAAAGGAGUUCCUGACACUUCAGCUUUGCUUGUGUGCAAGCAAUGUAGACGCAAAUAUCACCAACAAUGUGCCUGGGGGAAUGACAUUAAUGAGAUGGAUUCAGCACCAAUUUCUUUUUGUGGGAAAAAAUGCAAGAAGCUGGCUACUCAAUUAUCAGAUAUGCUUGGUGUCUCAAAUUCUAUGGAAGGGGGGUUUUCAUGGACUUUAUUGAAAUGUCUGGAUGAAAAUGAGGGAGUCAUCACUCAUGAGAGGCUACCUUUUAUUGUGGAAUGCAAUGUAAAACUUUCCAUGGCUCUCUCUGUACUGAAUGAGUGUUUUGUUCCUCUUGUGGAUCAAAGGACAGGUGUGAACGUGAUUUGUCAAGCACUUUAUAACUGUGGAUCAAAUUUUAAUCGUCUGAAUUAUGAGGGAUUUCAUACCCUAAUUCUGGAGAAGGAUGAGGAAAUUAUCUCAGUAGCUUCACUGAGAUUCCAUGGGACAAAUUUGGCGGAAAUGCCUUUUGUUGGUACUCGACCACUGUACCAAAGGCAAGGAAUGUGUCAUCGCCUUCUCAAGGCAACUGAAGAUAUGUUAUCUUCAUUAUGCAUAAAGAAUUUGAUCAUUCCUGCCAUUCCUGAUCUCUUGGAGAUGUGGAUGAAAUCCUUCUCCUUCAAACCUCUGGAACCAUCCUUCAAAGAUGAGAUCAGGAAUUUGAGCAUGGUUGUUUUUGCACGAACAAAUUUGCUUCAGAAGUCUAUAUGCAACAUUAGAGCAGUGGAUCCAGAAGAUAUGCAGACUGACAAUAGCAUCAAGCAUGGGAAGAACACACAGAAAAAUGAUGAACCACCAAGCACUUUUGGUGAGCAUAGCCAGACUGGAGGUUCUGUUACAAAUGACCAAGAUUGGUGGAGUUAUGAGUAUAACACAGAGGGACUGGAGGAUGACAUUCCAGAUCCUUGGAGAAUGAAUGCUGAUUUUUCAGAGAUUCAGUAUUCCAAAGUUCCCAAUGGAUCUGCUUUCAACAGUUUGCCUCCCUAUGACACAUCAAUGACAAAUCUGGAGACCCUGUCACAAAGUCUUACUGCCGCACCUCUCUCCUUUCCACCUGUUAAUAUGGUUCUAGACCACAAUCCCUUAGCUACAGGAAUCAUAUCUACACCAGAUAGUCAGCUAAAUAGUUUGCAAAGUGCUACUGAGGCAAGAGAUGCCCAAUAUGAUGCCGUAACCUGCACCCUCUCAUUUGAGAAUCUAAUCAGAAUGAGAAGCUAAAUUCUUCCUGUGGCCAUCAUUUUGUUUUGUUACACUCCUGUCCUUUUGUAUAUGCAUAUUUUGACUAUCUAGAAUCUGCUAAUUGGCAAUCUUUGCAUUUUUCAAUUUUUUAGCCUUGCAUCAUUGUUGAACAUGCAAGUUCAGAAAUACAUACUGCAGAUAAGAAACAGUUUAGAAAGAUCCAAAAAUAGUUAGCAUUGUGGGGUCAUUUUGUAAUAGGGGCUUACUCCAGUAACAAUCAAUUAUAGCUUUUUAUUUUGAUCUCA
Molecule: messenger RNA, 4788 nt
Organism: Elaeis guineensis (African oil palm)
Lineage: Eukaryota; Viridiplantae; Streptophyta; Magnoliopsida; Arecales; Arecaceae
Source: RefSeq, a predicted model, not a curated record